AUCGAGCAGUAAUGACAGUUCUGAUGUUUAUUUCCAAACCCCGCUUAGGCCACUCCCUAACCAACAUGAGAUCAUGCCGUGGCGGUGCCCAUCGCCGCAGCGUGAGCCGCCGCAGGAGAUUCCUCCCAUCCGAACCUCGGGGGAAGUGAAAUCUUCCCUGGAGCGACGUGGAGAUUGCCCCGGCUAUGAUGAGCUGGGUUGCUGCUGGCCGGCUGCCGCCUACGGUUGUGCUGCAAUGAAUGGCCGGGCUAUAAGAUCCACGAGUCCAUGGAUUGCUUGUAGCUCUUGCUACUUAGCUACUAUCUACUAUCUACUAUCUACUAUCUACCUAGUAGCUCUUUGCCUGAAGUCACCACCAACUUUCUCCCCCUUGAUUGACUGACUUCCUCCAUUCCUCGCUUCACUCAUCCUCUUUCUAAGGUCUCUCGACUUUCUUCUUCCUCACCCCUCAGCCGUUAUCCACCUCUGCCCACAUCAUGUUCUGGAAGAAGCAUCACGACGACACGCCCGAGGAGGCCCAAGAGCCCAUUCCUCGCGAGAAGCUUCCUCCACAGCUACAAAAGCUGGCCGACCGCGACGACGGUUUCUACGAUGACAUCUAUUCCUCCUACUCGGUCGAUUCCACCGAAACCCCCUACCGCUACGCCGGGUACGCCAACCGUCUCCGCACGAUCCUCCUCUCCGCCCACCGCUAUGUCGCCUAUACCUCCGACAUUGGCGAGUCUUUCCGCCCGGUUGCCCACCCUUGGCUCGUCCGUUCAGCCUACGGUAUCUCUUGGACUUACCUGAUCGGCGAUGUCGCUCACGAAGGCUACAAGGCCUACCUGCGCAAUCGCCGCGUCCUGGCACCUCCCUGCGAGGCGUACAAGGAUGCCAGCGACCUGACCCAUGACAAAAUCGCCAAGGGCAUGGUAACCGGCAACAUCAGCGGCUCCCUCACAGGCGGCGACACCCUCAUGCCAUGGCCCACUACCCAAGUUCCCCUGGCCGAAGACUACCGCAUGGUGAUGGCCCAGCGAGCCGUUUUCCAGAGCAUCGCCAGUAUGGGUCUUCCGGCCUUCACCAUCCACUCCGUGGUCAAGUAUUCUGGCCGGAUGUUGAAGAACUCCGGGAGCGUUUUCUUCCGUACCUGGGCGCCCAUCGGGCUCGGUCUCUCCGUCGUUCCCUUCCUCCCGUACAUUUUCGACGAACCCGUCGAAGAGGCAGUCGAAUGGGCGUUCCGCACUGGAAUCCGGGCCUAUGCCGGUGAAGACGCCGUCCGUCCUUUGCCCCGUACUGUGCAGAUCCCUCACGACGAGGCCACCUCUCUGAGCCACUUCAUAAAGGUGCAGGGCGAGAAAAGCAAUCAUGAGGCCAUGGGCUCCGACGCCAACAUCGCUGCUGCUGCCAAUCUCUCCUGGGAAGAGUACAAGGAAGAACGGCGCCGGGCCAAGGAGCACCGGAAGCACGAGCGCGAGCAACGGGGCGAGACCGGCCCACUGGCUCUGCUCGGGCUGGGCUCGCACUCGAAAGAAAAGAAAGACUGAUUAGAACGCCAUCUCGUUUUUCUUCUGUUCUUCAAUGACGGGUGGACCAGACAUUUGCCCUUCUCUCCACUACAUUCUGUUCUGUACUGUAUAUACUUAUCAGUUAGCGGUUUAUUUUCUUAUCUUGUAGUUCCUUUGUCGUUUAGCCAGGCAUCAUCAUCAUCAUUUUCAUAAGGUUACUAUAUCGGAGCAUUGGUUGAGGGGCUCGAGAACACUUACGCCUGGCACGAAACUACUUAGUCCCUACCACCCCAAAAAUGACUAAACACACUUUAAUUUCCG
Aspergillus sclerotioniger CBS 115572 is the source of this 1808-nucleotide messenger RNA. Its product is annotated as mitochondrial fission process 1 family protein. The transcript is spliced from 3 exons. Lineage: Eukaryota; Fungi; Ascomycota; Eurotiomycetes; Eurotiales; Aspergillaceae. Gene Ontology annotation, biological process: mitochondrial fission. Bases 477 to 1526 code for a protein of 349 amino acids. The record is from RefSeq and is a predicted model, not a curated record. Gene Ontology annotation, cellular component: mitochondrion.